AUGGUGAUGGGAUCGGCGCUCGAAUACGCGGGUCAUCGACCGGCCGAACCAGGAUCACUGAACCUCCUGAAUUCACAAUUGGAAAUUGCUCCAGCGCCAUACAAUCCUAGUAGAGAUGGCAAUAACUCCAUCGAGAUAAAUCUGUUUGUAGAAAGCUAUGGAGGGCAUUAUGGUCCGGCCUUUGCAGCAUAUUUUGAGGAGCAAGCUUGGUUAAAACCGGCCAGCUUUCGGGAAAGGUUUCUAGGGUCGAUCUAG
Messenger RNA from Penicillium canariense, 255 nucleotides. RefSeq lists its product as uncharacterized. The record is from RefSeq and is a predicted model, not a curated record. The transcript has 3 exons. Bases 1 to 255 code for a protein of 84 amino acids. NCBI's taxonomy places the organism in Eukaryota, Fungi, Ascomycota, Eurotiomycetes, Eurotiales, Aspergillaceae.